CAGCAGAGCCCCUGCCAGGAGACAGGCACAGGAUGGGCUCUCAGUACCCACAGUCUGUGCGGGUCUAUCUGCCUUUGUGGGCCUUAACCUGGGAGGUAGCUUUCAUUCUCCUUUUCCUCUUUUUCACCUCCUAUGACACUGGUCCACUGGAUGGGAGGAAUCUCCAGAGAUACCAUGCAGUUUUCCAGGAUGUUGCUGUCAUGGGAGCGCUUGGCCUGGGCUUCUUCACCUCAUCUUUGCGGAGAUUUGGCUGGAGCAGUGUGGCCUUCAACCUCUUCAUGCUGGCCCUAGGGGUGCAGUGGGCAGUUCUCCUGGAGGGUUUCCUGGAAAAGUCCUUCACCGUCACCGGCAAGAUACUCAUCAAACUGUCCAGCAUCCAUCAGGCCGCCAUGAGUGCUAUGUGUGUGCUGAUCUCAGUGGGGGCUUUCCUGGGAAAAGCCAACCUCUUGCAACUGACCCUGACAACAGUGGUGGAGGUGACAGCUUUUGAGGCAGUGAAGACAGCUUUCAGACACAUCUUCAACAUGAACCAACAUGAGAGCAUGAUGUACAUCCAUGUAUUUGCAGCCUAUUUUGGACUGACUGUGGCCUGGUGCUUCUCAAAGUCUCUACCUAAGGGAAAGGAAGGAAAAGAUCAGACAGCAACCAGCAGCAGUUUGUUUGCCAUGCUGGGUUCUCUCUUCUUGUGGAUGUUCUGGCCCAGUUUCAACUCUGCUCUGCUGGGCUCUCUGGACGGCAGGAGGAAGGCUGUACUCAACACCUACUAUGCUCUUGCAGUCAGCGCAGUGACAGCCAUCUCCGUAUCAGCCUUGGCUCGGCCCCAGAGGAGGAUCAACAUGACUCAUAUCCACAAUGCGAUGCUGGCAGGAGGCGUGGCUGUGGGCACCACAUGUCACGUGAUCUCUUCUCCUUGGUUGGCCAUGAUACUGGGUCUUUUGGCUGGGUUGAUCUCCAUCGGGGGAGUCAAGUGCCUGCCGGUGUGUCUUAACCGCGUGCUAGAGAUUCAUGACACCUGUGGGCUGCACUACACGUUCGGCUUGCCGGGGCUGCUCAGCGGGAUCACCUCCAUCAUGCUGAAGAUGUAUCACGUCAGCUGGACCAAUAGUCCCAUGAUUGGCUACGUGGCACUCACUGAAAUUGGGGUUCUCAGCUUGGCUAUGGCUGGCGGUCUGUUGUCUGGUCUCCUGACAGGUUUGAUCUUAAAACUCAAAAUAUGCAAAGCACAUCAUGUGACUAAAUAUUUUGAUGACCAAGCUUUCUGGGAGUUUCCUCAUUUGGCUGUUGGAUAUUAAGCAAAAUCAUCCAAGAAAAACAAGACCUGUUUGAGAACAAGACAUCUUCCUUUCAUUGCUGGCCACCUUUGUGUGUGUGACACUUUGUUACAACAAAGUCUUUUUAUGUACAAUGACAUAAGGUCAGAUAGUUUGAUAUUAAAAAUGAAAAUUAAAACCACA
This is a messenger RNA of Erinaceus europaeus (western European hedgehog), 1454 nucleotides long. RefSeq names its product Rh blood group CcEe antigens (gene RHCE). The transcript has 10 exons. The coding region runs from base 33 to 1292 and encodes 419 amino acids. The record is from RefSeq and is a predicted model, not a curated record. Gene Ontology annotation, biological process: ammonium homeostasis; ammonium transmembrane transport. Lineage: Eukaryota; Metazoa; Chordata; Mammalia; Eulipotyphla; Erinaceidae. Gene Ontology annotation, cellular component: plasma membrane. Gene Ontology annotation, molecular function: ammonium channel activity.